This is a messenger RNA of Didymosphaeria variabile, 1113 nucleotides long. It is a transcript of the gene lad1, whose product is annotated as L-arabinitol 4-dehydrogenase. Gene Ontology annotation, molecular function: L-iditol 2-dehydrogenase (NAD+) activity. The transcript has 3 exons. Gene Ontology annotation, biological process: D-sorbitol catabolic process. The record is from RefSeq and is a predicted model, not a curated record. Lineage: Eukaryota; Fungi; Ascomycota; Dothideomycetes; Pleosporales; Didymosphaeriaceae. The coding region runs from base 1 to 1113 and encodes 370 amino acids.
AUGAGCACAACGACCGUUACGGAGGUCAAGCCGAACAAGGCGAACAUUGGAGUCUACACGAAUCCUGCGCAUGAACUUUGGGUUGCGGAGGCGGAGCCGAGCUUGGAGAGUGUUCAGGCUGGCGGAGAUCUAAAGGAGGGUGAGGUUUUGCUGAAUAUCAAGAGCACUGGUAUUUGCGGCAGUGACAUUCAUUUCUGGCACGCUGGCUGCAUCGGCCCCAUGGUCGUAGAAGACACUCACAUUCUCGGUCACGAGUCCUCCGCGCAAGUCCUCGCUGUCCACCCUUCAGUCAAGAGCAUAAAGCCCGGCGACCGCGUCGCCAUCGAGCCUAACAUCCCUUGCCACGCCUGCGAGCCGUGUCUCACAGGCCGCUAUAAUGGCUGCGAGAGCGUUCUGUUCCUGUCCACACCACCUGUUCCCGGUCUGUUGCGCCGCUACCUCAAGCACCCAGCCGUUUGGUGCCAUAAGCUGCCCGACAACCUCACAUGGGAGGACGGUGCGAUGUUGGAGCCGCUCAGCGUUGCGCUCGCGGGUAUGGACCGCGCGGGCGUGAAGCUGGGUGAUCCAGUAGUGGUGUGCGGUGCUGGCCCGAUUGGCCUUGUCACUGCGCUCUGCUGCAGGGCUGCAGGUGCGGCGCCGCUGCUCAUUACGGAUAUCGACCAGGGACGGUUGGACUUUGCGAAGAAGAUUAUCCCGAACAUUCUCACGCACAAGGUCGAGUUCAGCCAUACGCCUGAUGACUUCCGGGAAAAGGUUGUUGCAACUAUGGGUAUUGAACCCGCCGUUGCUAUGGAAUGCACCGGUGUUGAGUCCUCCAUCAACGGCGUCAUCCAAGCCGUCAAAUUCGGCGGCAAAGUUUUCGUCAUCGGCGUUGGCAAGAACGAGAUGAAGAUCCCAUUCAUGCGCCUGUCCACCCGCGAAGUCGACCUGCAGUUCCAGUACCGCUACGCAAACACCUGGCCCAAGGCCAUCCGGUUGGUUCAGAACGGCCUCAUCGAUCUGCGACCGCUUGUUACGCAUCGCUUCGAUCUUGAGCAGGCGGUUGAGGCGUUCAAGACGGCAUCGGACCCGAAGACUGGGUGCAUCAAGGUACAGAUUCAGAGUUUGGAUUGA